UGCCGCAGAGGGGGAUACCUUGUACUUUUGUAGCAAGAAAAGCAAAGCAAGAACGAGAGUUAGGAGAUUCCAUACCUCCGUGACGUAUUUAGAGCUUUAAGUUUCUAUUUUUAUCCUGUGCAAAAAUUAAUCAAGCCACCCAAAAUCAAGACAACAGCAUGUCCAUGACGAAAAUUCAAACACAAGGAGUGACCCUGCAAUACCGGAAAAAGCCGACAGGAGACCUGACCUUACACUCAACGAGUCUAACCGCUUCUGGAAGUGUUGUGCUGACACGCCCACCUGUUGUGCCGUAGUGAUUGUCAUGGAAACCGCUCUCGAAAUUUGAGAGAAGACAACACAUUUCUAACACACACGCCGGCCCAGCCUGGCAUCGAAGUUCACGGUAACGUGAAACCUUCUGCUUCAACUAAGAUCCAACAGUUGUCUAUCUCCAACCCACGUUUGGACUUUGCUUUUGAAAAACAGGUCUUGAAUUGGGAGUUGCUUGGUCAUUUGAAGAUCGAACAAAUUCAACAAUGUCAUCAACCGCUAGUGACGUGUCUGUUCUGCUUCCGUUUUCCGACGGAAAUCCGGAGGAGCAGCAGGAGUUACUGUGCUGCCCAUUGGUAAAGGUCCAGAAAGUUGAGUUUAGCAAUAUCGAUGACAACGAGCGACUAUUGGACUAUGUUCAGCGAGUAAAGAAAACCGUGAAAGCCUGUAUCAACAACGUCCUGGCUCUGAGUGACAUCUCCACGUUUGUCCACUCCGCCGUCGCCAGAGACUUCCACAGCGUACCGGGUCCGAGUGUGGAAGCAAGUUUCCUCGCUUUCAACAAAGCUUACACAAGGCAAUACAUGGACCCAGCCGCCAGCACCACUCCCUACGCCGUGGUAGACCUGGACUCGUCUACCAUGUUAACGGAUGCGAGACAGGCCCUGAGAAAAGUCGGUUUUCCAGCCUUCGUGAAGCCAGCGACAGGGUUCGCGUCUGUGGGCGUGAAGAAGGUGAACAGUGAUGAUGAAAUGACAAGCGUGCUGCAGAACCUACGCACAAUGAGGGAUAAAUACCCAAAUUUCCUCUCAGCUCCGAGUGCGUCAUUCUUCAGGAGUUUUUACGAGGAAUACGUGGAUGUGAAGAAGUACCCUCUCGCUCUUCGCGAUGCCGUAGUCGUGGAACCCUUCAUAGAUGCCGAGAACUUCUACACUGUCGACGGCUGUGUCAUCGAUGGACAGAUCGUGCACUGGGCAAUCACGGACAGUCUCCGGUAUGACGAUCAGGACGCCAGGUUCGUGACCAUGAUCUGUCCCACCACUCUUACUCACGAGCAGCAGAAACCGAUCUGGGACUUUUACGAUGACGUGAUGACAAAGAUGAUCCGGUUUGGUUUCAACAAUUCCUUCGUCCACAUCGAAGUCUUUCAGAUGAAAGACAAGCAGCUCAAGUUGAUUGAAGUCAAUGCGCGGGCUUCAAGGCAUCACCAGUCCUUAUAUUCGGUCUGCUUUGAGAAUGGACGCAUGGACUAUGUGAGUCUGUCCUCGGGUCACGGCAUCCGGCACGCCCCGCCCGUCCCGACUGGGAAACACGGCAUCAUGUACCUGGUCAAGUUCCAGGAACUGGAGAGGGCCGGCAAUCUCAUGGACUUUGGCCAGAUUGACAAGCUGAGGACCGACCCAAACGUGCGUUUCAUCCUAACUGCUGGGCCUGAUGAAGAAGUGACCGAUUUCUUCGGCAGCACAGGCGCCCACUUCUGUAUCGUCCUGGCAUUCGGAAACACAAGGACGGCCGCGAUAGGGAAGCUGGCGGACGUUUUGCGUCUAACCGUCAAGAAACCGGAGAAACUGACAUAUCCGAUAUCUUAUGAGACACGGAGCUUGAGAGAAAAGAGAAGUUCUGGUGGAUUCAUGACUGCAACAAUGUAAACAUACUAUAGCUGUAAACAAAUCAAUGGGUGAGUUAUAUGGUAUAACACCCCAUCAGUUGUGCUUCUUAUUAGCUUUGGCCCUUGUUCUAGAUAUGUAUGUAUGUAUGCAGUGAUGUUUUGACGGACAUGGCCACACGUCUGGCAAUAGCAAUACAGGGCCAUACAGGUGGAAAAUCUGGUGGAUUGGACACCACCAACGGUUACCAAUCCUCUGUGACAAUGGAGGAUUACAUAUACAUAACUAUGAUAUAUAACUACCGACACUAUACAGUCCCAACUAGGGCCGAUGUUAGAUUACCUAGCCUUGUACACAAACCAAUAUUUAUCAUUGUGCAUGCCGCGCUGUCCGUCUAUGUAAGUCAAUGCAUACAUUCGCUCGUUCAACAAGAAUACAGUCGCUCGUAUCCGGCGAAGUAGGAGUAUUUGGGACCAAACAAAUUGGCGGAAUAGAGCUAAGAAAAGCUAUUUGACCUGAUCAGUGAUUGGUCCCGAAAGUUUGACCCUUGACCCCACAGCACCAAGAGAUGCCAAACUGUCAGUCCAACUGUGGCCCUCGUCUCCGACGGACCUUCCACUCUCCGCCUCCACCGCCAAAACAGAAAUCUCGUCGCCGCUGAGGUCGGUCUGGGACGCCGAAGGGACCUCGAGGGUUUAGCGAAAUCGCCGGGUCGGUGUACGGGGGACGUUGGUCCCCCGGAAGGUUUGACGAGAUAUUCUGUGUUCUCUCGUGUUUCAAUUACCGUGUGUGCUUUCAGGAGUGCAGAGCUACAUGUACCGUCUUUGUUCUUGCUGUGCUGGAUGCCUCGAAUUCUGAGGACCGGCCGUAUUGUUCUAACAUUUGCAUUUCUAUCACGUAUUCGUAUGUAUGAGCUCUUAGCGGCUCGUGGGAGGAUGACCGCCUUACACCAUUUUUCGUUUUACAGCUUUAGCCUUUUCUCCUAGGUCUGGUCGAGUCUAGGACGUUUUUAAUUCACGCUGGCGUUCUGUUUCUGCGUGGAGCUGAGUGAUUCUUGUGUGGUUUCGUGACUUGGUGUAUGUUUUUAGCAGCGUUCGACAGCCACAUCCAAGCAGAUAGUUGGUGCCCACGUGGCAAGCCGGUGGUUCUCUGAAAUUCCUUUGUUGCCAUGUUUUUUGCAUCCUCUUUUUCCUCUGCAAAGGAAACCUGUGGGUGUUGGCUUUUAAUGCUGAGGUGUGGAGCAGAACGAGAGUUUCCAGAUUUUAUGUCAUUUUCUGAUUUUCGUGAAUAUUUUCAGGCAGGAACAGAGAAAGACGAGGGCAUGGUCCAGGAGGCUGUGUUGGGGUUUUCUGCUACCAUUUGUUUUAGUUCGCAUGUGUAUGAGUGCGUACCUGUAAGGCGUGGUGACUGAGUUGUGGACACGCGUGGCCCAGUCCUAACCGCGUUCGCGGCACCCUAGACCGUUUGUGGGAGGGCUGGGCGGUGUGGAAGAUGCGUAUGUUUUAGAUUUGUCUGUCUGGGACCGGACCUGUUGCCGGCGCCCGUCCCUUCCCACUGUCUCAUGGUUCACGUGUUGUUCAUACAGGUCUGACGCCCUCCCCCCUCCUACAACAGGGAUGCGCGGGACACACCACCACCCAGAGCCGGCACAAGCCACCAUCAACCUCGCCAGAUGUGCGGCCCGAUAGGACCCGUUGGUGGCCUGCACAAGCUUCAGCAGCAGAGAGGGCUCAAGACGCGCCAGGAAACCUGUUAGCCGAACAGUUAGGCUGUGAUGUUUUAUGUUGUGAAUCAUGUUCUUUGUGCCGAACAUAGUGCUACAAGGGACAGCGGUCAGAGGAUCAGGGUCGACUGGCGCUCCAGUCCCCGACACCGCCCAGCCCCUGCCGGUCAGUUCAGCUAACCCCGCCGACAACUCAAGGAACUGUAAGUCAUUUUCCCCCUACUUUUCGUGAAUAGAUUUUGAAUGUCGUUCUCCAGUGCGAUGGGGUGCCGCGGGAUGCUGGAGGGUUAGGAACUAAUCGAGCAACCCUGUUUUGAGACUGGUCUGACCAAGAACGUUCUUUGGUCUGACGCCAUUUUUUCUUUUUAGCACGGCAAGAUAUCAUUCAGUGCGAUGGGGUUCCGCGGUAAGCUGAAUGACCCAAAAAGUGAGCAAUCUUUCUUCAGCUUGGUGUGACGUUAUCCAGUGCGAAGGGUUUCCGCGGAAGGCUGGACGAUCCGAGAAAUUUGUGUUCUUUUAAUCCUUUUUUCGUGAUUUGUGGUGAUAUCAUCCAGUGCGAAGGGGUUCCGCGGAAAGCUGGAUUCUUGGAAAACCCUAAAAGUUGUGUACGCUCUUGUUUUAACUUUGAGCGAUUUUAUCCAGCGCGACGGGGUUUCGCGGAAGGCUGGAUAACAUGCUAUGCGGGAGUGUGCAAGGACUUGGUCCGGACUGAGGCUUGGUUAUAGUGUAUGUGGGACACGGGCAUUAGGAAUGGAGUGAGCAAUAUGUUUUGCGUUUUUUUUUUUUUAAUUGUGUGCUUAGGAUUUUGUUGUCUUUCGGAACAUUGCGGAUUUCGCCAGUUGCACUAGAGAGCUCCCUUUAUGGGACUUCAGAAGGGCGUGGUUCCCAAAGUCGCCGAGAAGAUAGGGUAGCAUUCGAAGAAUUUUCUUUCCUUCCUGUUUUCGCUCUAUUUUAUGUAACGUGGAGAAUUUUAGAUCGGUUUCUUGGCGUUGAUUUUCUCUCACUUUUUCGAAGCGCGCUCUGCGGCCGAUUAGAGUGGGUAAACGUUGUUUUGACGAAGUUCAGAGAAGAACAUGAUGAAGUGUGGGGGACAAGUCGAGAGAAAUAAGAAAGGGAUUAGAUAUGUAAGGGGAGAGGAAAGGUGAGAGAGUGUUGAUAAGGACGGGAAGACGGGAAAGGGAUGAAGAUAGGGGUGAUUUAUAACAGUUUUCAGGAAGAGGAAAGGAGCGACUAGAUACCUUUGGAAAGUAUCAUAGUAGGGAGGCACUAGGGGACAGGAAAGGAAAGGCUCAAGAAGCCAGAGAGGACAAAGGCGGAAGACGAUUUCCGCAUCACUUCAUAACGGAGGGGCCAAGGACUGAUUCAGGACAAAUAGGAUACUAUUUGACCUGAUCAGUGAUUGGUCCCGAAAGUUUGACCCUUGACCCCACAGCACCAAGAGAUGCCAAACUGUCAGUCCAACUGUGGCCCUCCGGCUACGUCUGGAGCCUGAAACGACCCACCCGCCCAGCCCUCGACAAGAUUUCUGUUUUGCGUGGACGGUGACGCCCGCCUAAGGGCGGUCGUCUCAGCGCUUAGGUGACUUUAGGCUCCAGACGAUUUCCGCAUCACUUCAUAACGGAGGGGCCAAGGACUGAUUCAGGACAAAUAGGAUACUUUUUUGGCCACACACAGUACAACGCGUCCUACCUACUCGCCGCCAUCUUGGAUUUAAAAAGAAAAGUCAAUGCAUACAAAAUACACUCCAAAGUGAAGAAACGUUUAUUUAGAUAUCAAUAUAUUAGUACGUAGGAUAUGAGUAUCAUAACAAGUUUUAAUUGUUUAGAAUAGAUUAGUUCAUUAGGACUGCUGCUAAGUACUUGUUGCCCAAACCCGCCAUACUUUGAACGCCAUGUACACGUAUUGUGUAAUAAUUCAAGUGUGGUUCAGUGAGGUCUGGGUGUAACUUAAGCUAACUCAUAAGGGGGCAGAGUAUCUCAGGUUAAUCUGAGGCCAAACUUGGCAUCAUGUCUUCAAAUCGAUAUACAUAGGGAACGCAGCUGUUUCUCUUGAAGAGCUAUUCUUCAACUGGUCGUAACAGAGAAGACAGACGCUGUGUACAGUAUUCAAAGGUCCAUUGUACCGGGUACAUUUCCCUUGCUCUUUUUGACACGUAAAAUGAACAGUGGACCACGGCUUAAGUCUCGUCCUACGGACUGCAACCCUUUUCGAUAGCCGCUAAUAACAACUGGACUACACACA
Molecule: messenger RNA, 5823 nt
Organism: Branchiostoma floridae (Florida lancelet)
Lineage: Eukaryota; Metazoa; Chordata; Leptocardii; Amphioxiformes; Branchiostomatidae
Exons: 9
Coding region: 519-1901 (460 amino acids)
Molecular function (GO): ATP binding; metal ion binding
Source: RefSeq, a predicted model, not a curated record